Messenger RNA from Ostertagia ostertagi, 2592 nucleotides. NCBI's taxonomy places the organism in Eukaryota, Metazoa, Nematoda, Chromadorea, Rhabditida, Trichostrongylidae. The record is from the annotation of a GenBank genome assembly.
AUGUUACGAACGGGCGCAUUGUGCUUGCGCAGUGCUCUCCGGCGGUCUUGGUUACGGUCAGCUUCCUCCUUAACUGUGCCCUGGAAUGCAGCUGCUGUUCGUGGUCCACUGCUCUCAAUAAAAUCACCUCAGCAAGUUCGUCUGUUUUCCAGUUCUAAUGGAGAGAAUGACAACCCUGCGUCAUCACCAGAGGAAGAGUCUGGAACGUUAGAGACUGCCAUUGUUGAGGGCACUGAUAUUAGUGGAAUGAGCACCAUCAAUAUACCCGAUGUCUUUCCCAUUGUACCAGUCAUAGCAAUAAAUCGUUACCCAUUGUUUCCUGGCUUCAUAAAGAAAGUAGAUAUAGUGAAGGAUGAUGCACUCAAACAGGUUAUUCGAAACAGAGUUGCUCUUAAGCAACCAUAUGUUGGAGUUUUCGUUAAACAGGACGACGAAAAUAAGGAAGAAAUAGUGUCUUCGUUAUCACAGCUCUACAAUGUUGGAUGUUUUGCUCAGAUCAUAGAAAUGCGUGACCACGGCAAAGUUCUGGAAUUGGUUUUGAGUGCUCAUAGAAGAAUACGCAUAUUGGAACCUGUUGAAGAAGGAGCUGCUGAAGAACCGCACAAAGCUCUCAAUGGCCGAAGAGUAGGAUAUAGAAAAAAGGGAUCAUCGCCACCUCCUAAGCCAUUGCCUAACCCAGCUGAUCGAACAUCAAUCUUGUUAGCUCGAACAGAAAAUGUUAUCGCAGAGCCUGCUGAAAGAAACAAUGAAACAAAAGCGAAGAUGCAGGCUGUGGUGCAAACUAUUCGCGACGUUGUCCAAUACAGUGCGUUAUUCGGGCAGCAGAUAAACCUCCUUCUACAUCCUUCUCAAAACGUGAUUGAAAAUCCCGUGUAUUUAUGCGAUUUGGUUGCUACUCUUGUACAGUCAGCUGACACUAAAGAGCUUCAAGAAAUGAUGGAGGAAAUCAAAGUAUCAAGACGUCUGGACCUUGCAUUGGUCCUCAUUCAGAAGGAGAAAACUGUUGCGAAAUUGAAGUUCGACAUCAAUAAGGAUGUUGAGAAAAAAGUCCAAGAUCAGCACAGGAAAUACCUGCUCAAUGAACAGCUCAAAGUAAUUAAAAAGGAGCUAGGAUUAGAGAAGGACGAUAAGUCCACGAUUAUUGAGAAGAUGGAGGAGCGACUUAAAGAUCUAACUGUACCGGAGUACGCAAUGAAGAAUUAUUCGAGCCUAAAUCUCAAAGGAAUUACCCUCGACUGGUUAACAAACAUUCCAUGGGGAAUCACCUCAGAAGAAAAUAGCGAUCUGCCGAAAGCGAGGAUUGCAUUGGAUAAGGGUCACUAUGGAAUGAAAGACGUGAAGGAGCGCAUUCUCGAAUUCAUUGCAGUGAACAUGCUAAAGGACACGUUUGAAGAGGAUAAAAUUCGUAUGUUCAACGCGAUGGGCCUGGCCGGGGACGGGAAAACAAGCAUCUGCACAGGUCCCAUCAAGCUGAAGCACUCAAUAGACAGUAUUUCCGCUUCUCAGUGGGAGGACGUAUGUGGGAGCUAUGCCUGGAAAAAUGAUACAGUUCGAACCGAAAAUCCGUUGGUGCUGAUUGACGAGGUAGACAAGAUUGGUGGUGCUGGUUAUCAUGGAGAUCCAGCAAGUGCUCUUCUCGAGUUGUUGGACCCUGAACAAAACGCCAAUUUCAAUGAUCAUUUUCUGACUUUGUUUUUCGUUGCUUGCUCUUUCAGUGUGCUUUUUAUUUGCACGGCAAAUGUGACUGAUUCAAUUCCUGGCCCACUGAAGGAUCGUAUGGAAUUGAUAGAUGUGAGUGGUUAUCUAGCGGAGGAGAAAAUCGUUAUUGCGCAACGAUAUUUGAUUCCUCAAGCCCGAACGGAAACACAAUUAUCAAAGCAUUAUUGUCGUGAGUUCGGAGUUCUGAAGCUCCGGUUGAUUUCUGAGACACCUGCUGGUUCUGUGGCGCCUGUUGAUUCUGAGACACCUGCUGCCACUGAAUCGCCUCAGCCCACAAUUGUUGUAAAUAGCGAGAAUUUGGAAAAAUAUGUUAUCAUGGGUCUAGCUUGGACAGCUAUGGGUGGCUCUGCCUUGUAUAUAGAAACAGUACUGAAACGACCUGUAGAUUAUUCAAGUGAUAAAGAAGGUACUUUGGAGGUCACCGGAAAUCUUGGUGAUGUGAUGAAGGAGAGUGUAAAGGCUGCCCUAACGGUCGCCAAAGGGAUCCUUGCUAAAGAUGAACCGGACAAUAGAUUCUUUGACAAGGCUCACAUUCAUAUUCACGUGCCGGAGGGAGCUACACCAAAAGAUGGGCCCUCUGCUGGAGUUACCGUGGUUUCUUCUCUGCUGUCUCUUGCUUUGAAUAAACCAGUUGUACAGGAAAUGGCUAUGACUGGGGAGAUAUCGUUGACAGGAAAAGUUCUGCCUGUUGGUGGUAUAAAGGAGAAAGUCAUUGCGGUCAGGAGCAGGGCACGAAGAGUUGGUGCCAAGAGGAUAUUCCUGCCCGAGGAGAAUCGAAGAGAUUACGACGACCUGCCAGAUUUUAUGAGAGAGGAUCUGGACGUGCGAUUUGUCAGCAACUACUCCGAACUCUAUCGCGACCUAUUUCAAUGA